AAGUGUCACGUGGGCGAGGAGAACGCCAAGGGGAAAAACAACGCGGUUCUCCGCAGAGGAAGUAGCAGGACUAAAGCACUACUUCCUGUUUUUUCCUUACGUCACCAGCGCGCGCCGGUGACGGCUCCCUGGUUUGGUGUCGACUGCGUUUUUCCGUUACAGAAACGAACAGAAGGCAGAAAUGGCGGUGCUGGUGAGGGAUCCGUUGGCUUCUAGAACAGAAUUGGUGUUGUUGCCGGCUGGAGAUGGUUCGGUGCGAAGUUUGCUUUUCGCUCGUUGCGAAGCACUGGGCUUUGAAGAAGAGCACUUCUAUGUCAAGUGUAAUGGCCGAUGUGUUAAUUCUGAAGAUGCACUACAGCAUGGCGCUGUCUACAAUCUGGAACCCAGAUUGUGUGGUGGAAAGGGAGGUUUUGGAUCUAUGCUGCGAGCACUUGGUGCUCAGAUUGAAAAAACAACAAACCGAGAAGCUUGUAGAGAUCUUAGUGGAAGGAGGCUUCGCGAUGUGAACCAUGAAAAAGCAAUGGCUGAAUGGGUGAAGCAGCAAGCAGAACGUGAAGCAGAAAAGGAGCAAAGGCGCCUGGAAAGGCUGAAACGUAAACUUUCUGAGCCAAAGCAUUUUUUCACAAAUCCAGACUAUCAGCAGCAAUGUCAUGAGAUGGCAGAGAGGCUGGAAGACUCUGUUCUUAAAGGAAUGCAGGCAUCUUCCAGCAAGAUCGUGUCACCAGUAAGCCAUGAAAAUCGAAAGCGCCCAAAGGAUUCUGAGAGUGGAACAACUUCUGAGAAGAAAAGGUGUCUUUGGCUGGGGGUGGAAGGAUUGGAAGAUCCUAAUAGUUCUCCAGAUGGCAGUGACAGCGAAGGUGACGAAGCUCCUGGUACAUCAGGAAGUUGCAAGGCUUUGACUAGUGACCAUUUCAAAAUGGCUUCAGGCACAGGGCAGUGGCCUGGUGGUUCAGAGAAUUCUGUAAGUUGCUGUUCAGUCUCUGACACUUCAGAAGAGUCACAAGAGGAAACAGAAACCUCUGGGAAAGAUCUGGUAGAGGAGUUGCUUAGUGGUGAAACUGCUGUUGAUGAGAACUAUGAAGCAGCCAAGACCCUGACAGAAGGAGAGCAAGCAGAUGCCUCAAAGUGUCAGCAAGCUGUUAGCCAGCUACAAGAGCAUGAAACUGCAACAAUAAAUCUGCUGGAAUUCUACUCUGUAACUGAACUGGAAGCCCUUGGGUUAGAAAAGCUAAAGCUUGAACUGAUGGCAUUGGGGCUAAAAUGUGGAGGCACAUUACAGGAAAGAGCAGCAAGGCUUUUCUCAGUGAGAGGUCUGACUAGAAGUGAGAUUGACCCUGCUUUAUUUGCAAAGUCUUCAAAAGGGAAAAAGAAAUAAUCUGUACUGGAGUUUUUAACAUUUAGGUUUCACGGUUUGUUAUAUUGGCAUUUGUAUAAUGACUUGAGUGCUUUGGAAAAUAUUGUGUUUUUACAUGAAGUGGUUCUUAUGUCAAAAGUAAGGCUAGAAAUCUUUGUGCCCACACUUGCCCCAUCCUUGAUUUUUCUGCCUGCACCAUUUGCACUGGAAGAUCAGGAUCAGAUGCUUCUGAUCAGGAAGGUAGUACUUUUUAACACAUUGCUUGGACCAAACUAAGUGGUGAAAUUUUUGAAGUGAUAAGAUAGGGGAAAAUAAACACUGAAUGACAUUCUAAGAGAUGGGUAGCAGAAGGAGAGAAGAUGCAGUGAAGCACCACAAAUAAAAAAAAGACUCAAGCUUCUGACUUCAUAGCGAAUCAUCAGUCCAUUAGCCGUAUCCAUCUUCAUCUUUGUUACAUUAAAAUAAAGUUUAAAUAAUAAUCGAAUUUGAGGGAAAGCUGUUACACUUAAAUUUGUGGCAAUGUUCACUUGAGCUGGCUCCUGUUGUAAUCAUAUGUUGUGUGCUUGGAAGCAAACACUGAAACUGUGUAACAAUAUCAAUUUUAGGUGGCUUAGCUGCUGAUGAAUUCCAAAUAUUCCAAGAGUUUCUAAUAUCAGUGAAAAUAGUUUCUGUAAAAAGCAACAUGUAAGCUUGAGUCAACUAUCUUAUUCAUCUACUCCUUGGGUUAGGAGAUUUGACCAGAACAUAUCCAGAAGUUAGAUCCAAGAUUACAGCUUUUCCCCAUCAACAUUAAAACAUAAAAUAGUAAUUAAUUUACAAAAACCCUACAGAAUACAAGCAAGAAAAUUCAAGAAAGUGGGCCUUAAUGUAUGUCCUGAUUAUUAUUGCGGACUCUGUGCAGUUCUUUAAGGGCCAGCUUCUUACAACUUUAAAAUGUUCAAGCAUGUUCCUACAAGUAUGUACAGCAAUAAACUUUUGGUAUAUAA
Heteronotia binoei (common prickly gecko) is the source of this 2340-nucleotide messenger RNA. It is a transcript of the gene SDE2, whose product is annotated as SDE2 telomere maintenance homolog. The coding region runs from base 182 to 1375 and encodes 397 amino acids. Gene Ontology annotation, cellular component: nucleus. The transcript has 7 exons. The record is from RefSeq and is a predicted model, not a curated record. Lineage: Eukaryota; Metazoa; Chordata; Lepidosauria; Squamata; Gekkonidae.